Molecule: messenger RNA, 6811 nt
Organism: Taeniopygia guttata (zebra finch)
Lineage: Eukaryota; Metazoa; Chordata; Aves; Passeriformes; Estrildidae
Gene: RNF170
Product: ring finger protein 170
Molecular function (GO): ubiquitin protein ligase activity
Source: RefSeq, a predicted model, not a curated record
UCAAAGCAUCAAAGCUUAUUUUUAUUUCAGAGUUUUUAUUUGCAUCCUAACAAACAUCUUAGCCUAUAUGUUUGAGGAAAAUGAGUCUGCGCUUCAGAUUGGCUUAUUUUAUUUUAAUUGUUAUUUUGUGUUACUUUAUGUUAUUUUAUUGAUAUUUGUAAACUUCUGAACACAGAACAGUUUUCAAAACCAAGGGAGCUCAGUUUUGGUGAAACAGUGGCAUCAUGGAACAUGAAGAGGGUAUGUCCACAUGAAAAAUAUUGCUGAGGUAGAGUAACUUGAGAACAAGCUACUAAAUAAGCUAUAGGUGGAAAAACUUGGUUGGACUGCAAGGCAGUGCUGCUUUUCAGGACCAGGAGAUCACAAAGGAGUCUUAAGAAAGGCAUUCACUUCACCUUGCUUUUUUUUCCCCCCGAAGUUGUUUCAGUUACUCAGUUUGCUUUAAUAAUGCCUCUUUUUCAUCUGCUCUGUUAUGAUUUUUCUACCCUUCAUCUUGACAUUUUUGGCAGUUGUGACUUGAAUUUCAAGUGUUUAGUUUAAACGUUAACACUUCAUUUUUGAACUCUAGAAAGGCAAGUAAGAAAUAUUUUUUAAAAAGUGAGUGGAACAAGAGUCAGCAGUUGACAAGAGUAGCAGGAGUUCAGUCAGAAUUAAGUUCAGGGAAAUGUUGCAUCAGUUAUGAAGAGUUACUUAGGAAGGACAAUAAGGCUAAUUAUUGACUGCCUCUGCAGUGUAGUAAGAGGUAGGUAAAAAGUUUAACUGUGAAUCCUAUUACAUGCCUUGAUGGUUUAUUUUCUGCAGGGGCAAAGAAACUGAAAACACAAAUCUUCCAGACUUUGGAGGUCUGCAUUGUAUGAUUCGUGGCCAGUGGCAGGACUUGAGGAAACACAUGAAGCUGAGUCAGAGGAGAUUUAGGUUAAGAUACCAGAAAAAAGUUUUUCACCCAGAGGAUGGCUGAGCAGGCUCCCCAGGGAAGUCAUAGCACCAGCCUGAGGGAGUUGAAGAUGUGUUUGGGCAAUACUUUCCAGGCAUAUGUAUCUUGAGGUGUCCAUGUAGGGCCAGGAGCUGAACUCAAUGAUCCUGAUGGGUCCCUUCUAACUCUGUAUAUUCUGUGACUGUGAUUCUAUGACUGACAACUGAAAGUCUUACCAAUAUCCUUUUAGCUCCCUGCUCUGCCUUCUGGUACCUUUUUAAAUUAUCUGUAUUCAGCAGCACUCUUCAUCGGUCUCCUUUGUAUUGUUGCCGUCAAAAUCUGCAUAGUAUCCUAGAAAAUCUGUACAGUGCAAAAACUUUGAUUUACUUAGCACUGAGGGGGAAGUGAGGGAGAAAAAGAGUCUUUUGUUUUUCUUCUCCAGUUACCUUAGACAGUGCACUGGUCUUUGUGUUGCUUAUAUAGUUAGUGUUCAUUACCCCAGGUUUUUUCUUUGCCUUUCGUGCUUCUGCAUCAAUAGAACCUAAAUACUUAAGUUGGGUAGGAACAGGUCACGGGUAAAUAUAUAGGAAAGAAAGCUUACAAGGUGAUGAAUAGUCACAGGAGCUGAAUCAAAAGGGAAAUGAGCAGUAAGGAGUAACUGUUGGAGUAGAUUUUUGGGGGCAGAAGAAGAAUAUGGAGAGAACUGUUAAGGGAUAUAAUUGUUGUACUUGUUUCAAGGUGAAAGAACUCAGUGAAGCAUCACAUGGAGGCUUCAUUCAUACUUCUGGCAGAGUAACUUACAAGCCAUAUUUAACAUAUGUAACAAGUUGCAGAUGUAUCCUUCAGGCACUAUAUGAUAGUUCUCUGAAGCCUGUAUGCUUUUGAGUUAAAAAUUUUGAUAAAAUUAAGCCAGACUUUUUCCAUCAUCUUUUCAACUGGUGAGUAGGUUGUGACAUUACAAAUGAGAUUGUGAAAAUUCAGUGUAUUCAGCAAAUUAAAGGAAGCCUGAUCCUUUAAUUCCCUACAAGGGAUUUGUCCUAGAUGACUAAACUGUUCCAUGUUUAUGGGUCUACAGGUUGAGAUUUUUCAAUCUAAUUUUUCUAUCCAUUAUAUGGUUUGAUUAUAAGAUCAAGUCACUAUUUUCAGCAGAAGUGAGAUCUUAGUCCUUGAAAUUUAGCAGUAUCCCUCACUGCACAGUGAUGCACCAGUCCCCUUAAGUACUGUCCCUCUCUUUCCUUGUGUGAGACUGCACACUGCAUGAGCAGGCAGUCAUCUUCCUUCCAAUAAUAAGAGUUUGGCAGGGCCCUCUGUGGUACAAAAUAUAAUCUUUCCACAUCAUAGGAUCUUUUUCCCCAAGUUUUGGCUUGCUAGCAGUCAGAAAUGGGGAAAUAAAAGGCCUUUGCAUCUAACUUUUAUUUCUUUCUGGCUUGUGUUUGAUAAUGCCUCUAAUGACAUGGCACAAUAUUAGUUUUCAUUUAUUUCAGUUAUCUUCUUAUGCUAAUUGAAUGACAGAAGUGUUGCCUUUGACAUGUCUUGAGUUCUGCCUGUUUCUUCCUGAACAUUGCAUGGUUGUCAGCUACAUCACCAUCUUAUGCAUAAGUGACAGUACAUGCUGUACCUCUGCAGCUCUGCAAAUGCUCUCAUGAUUUCAGCCUAGUAUGUGAUACCAGGGUAAGGUCAUAUAAAUGAACACUUCCAGUAGCAAAUUUGCUACUGCUAAUUUAGUUGUUAUGGAGAAAUCAGAAUAAACUGUCUUACAAUUCACACCUUCCGCUUGUGUAUGAAUCAAAUUGGAUUUCAAUAUAUAUCAAGCAUUCUGGCAAACUGAAUAUGUGAAAUAUGUUCAUUUUGUAGCAUCUAAACAGAAAAAUACUUCUAUACAUAUAACAUGUAUGAUAGACAACAUCCACAAAAUCUGAUUCAUGGAGACCAAAGAAAUGAACAUCAGAACAUACAUCCAGAAAAUCAAGAGCUAGUGCGAGCUCUUCGUCAGCAGCUUCAAACUGAUCAGGAUGCUUCUGCUGGUGAUCGGCAUCGCUUCUAUACAGAUAUGUCGUGUCCAGUCUGUUUGCAACAGGCUACAUUUCCUAUAGAAACCAACUGUGGACAUCUCUUCUGUGGUUCCUGCAUUAUUGCCUACUGGAGGUAUGGCUCGUGGCUGGGUGCCAUCCGCUGUCCGAUCUGCAGACAGACGGUGACACUAUUCUUACCACUCUUUGGUGAAGAUCAGCAGGGUGCAGCCCAAGUGUUUCAAGAUGUUAAUGAUUACAAUCGAAGAUUUUCAGGACAGCCCAGAUCGAUUAUGGAAAGAAUUAUGGAUCUCCCCACUUUAUUGCGACAUGCUUUCAGGGAGAUGUUUUCUGUAGGUGGCCUCUUCUGGAUGUUUCGCAUCAGAAUAUUCCUCUGCUUGAUUGGAGCCUUGUUGUACCUGGCUUCACCUCUGGAUUUUCUUCCUGAAGCUCUGUUUGGAAUUCUGGGGUUCUUGGAUGAUUUCUUUGUCAUUUUUCUGCUGCUGAUAUAUAUCUCUAUCAUGUACAGAGAAGUGGUAACACAGCGUCUAAAUAGAUGAAAUGGACAAAAGUGACCUAAAAGCAGAGUCAGUUAUGGAAUGUUUUAAAAAGAAAACUAUAACGUAAGUAUGAUAUAGCAAGGUGCCUGUGUAUGAUUUCAGUAGUAACAAUUUCUUAGCUGGUUUUGUUAUAAAACAUAAAGGGUUAGUGUAUGGUGAUGCUUAACUGGAAUCUUUAAUUUGUGCAUUACAUAUGCUUCAUAAGAAUGAGGUUAGUUUUAUAAUGUUAUAAUAAACCACCUUCAUCUACUUCCACCUGAUGAACAACUGUGUGUAAUGAAAGCAGGAAACGCUUUCUUUGGUGUGUUGUGGUUUGUGAAAAAGGAGUUCUAGCAAAGUACUUCAAACAAUAAGCCCUUUGCAUAAUCUAGAUGUGUAAGAAAAUUCAGAAAUUCUUCACAGUACAGUUAUCAUGACUAAAUUGUUUGAUGUCUCCCUGUUGUGGGCUAGAGUUUUUUGAAAUAAAAAUUGCUUUGUUUGUUUCUGUGGAAGAAGAAACCCAUGGACCGCAUUACAGUUACCACUCUGCAGUUUGCUGUUGUCCACAUGCUUCAGAAAAAUAAGGAUAAUACCUUGGUAUUGCUUGAACUGCACUUUGUACCAUGCAAUUGUAUUGCAUGCAAUUUGUACCAUUUUAUUUUUAUAUUUGGGAAUAUAUACACAGUAUCUGCUCUACAUUGAGAAACCAGUAUUAUGCACGUCACACUUGUUAGUGCUCUAUUUUUUUAAGUGAGAGCAUGGUUUUUCUCUUCAGACUUUUUUAUUUGGUAAGUAUGUAUCUUAGAAGCAGAGGUUUUGUGCUGCUUUGGGUCAAUACAGUAUGUCUGAAAUGCAACUUUGCAUUUCUGUAUAUGCAUUAAAACAUUCGGCCAAUUGGAGAGGACACUCAAAUUCCAAGUAGUGGUUGAAAAAAGGAAGUCAGAACUGGAUGUUUACAGUACAUGUACAUGUAUGUGUACAGUGUAGAUGUUUACCCAAAUGUCCAUUCUGCCAUAUAUGUGUACUAAACAACAUAGAUAUUGGGGUGAUUUUCAGUUAGAGUUCUCUUGUUUGGUUGGUUGUUUGAUUUGGAUGUCGAUAGAAGAGGUUCUGAAUUACCUUGAAAGAUAGUCUGUGAUAAAGGACCACAAAAAAAUCUUGAAAAUGUUUUCAAAAAUACCAGGGUAUUAAUUAUCCUUAAAGCUGAUUUUUUUUUUUUCAUGUUGAAUUUGAGCCUAGGCUAUCAUAGCUAUACAAGUAAUUUGAAAAUGCUCUCAUUUUGUGCAAUGAUUGCGCCUAUAAAGGUCCGGGAUAUGAGAGAUCAUUGUACUUUUUAGCUAGAGGAAUGAUAAUUGCAAUUUAGCUUCCUGAUACUUGAAAGACAGUGAAUUAAUAGGUGAUUCUUUGUGUGUUUACAUAUAUAGGUGAGACUUAAAAUGAAAGGGACCUUUUCACCGCUUCUGUGUUUUCCCCUUGCAGGUGUCUUUCCAUAGCUUCUAGCACUUAGGUAUAUGCAGGAAGAUGAUGAAGCUGAAACCUCAGGUGUCAGUCAUUGAGGGUGCAGAUUGUCAUUCAGUGUCAGUGUUCAAAAUGGCAUUCAUUUAAAACUAAAUUCACCAAUUCUUCAUUUGAAAAUUUAGUUUUGGAAAUCCAAGGACAUUUUACAAAUGAACUGGAAAGCUAAACUUUUCUUUGUGGCUGUUUGUUAGAGCUGGGCAAGAAGAGAAAAGGGAAGUGAAGCAAGGUUUGGAGGAAAAGAGUGAGAGAAAAAAUUACAUUUUUGGAAGCAAAUGCUAGCUAAUUUUUCUUGAGCAUCUUGGUUGAGCUUUUCACCUCGUGUUGGCAUUGCUAAUGUAUGGUGAUGUUUUAGUGGCUACCUCAGUUAAAACUCUUUAAGGUGUUAUUGAGUAAGGGUGAGAUAUUCAUAAGCUGUUAGGUGCAUUCACAAAGCGAGAUAGUAGUUUAGGAUAUUAUGUAAGACAGGGUUUCACAGUUUUGCUGUAAGUAUUGUUUUUGGUUUUGGGGUUAUCUUUCCCAAGAAAUCUAGCUGAAAACAAACCCCAAAAAUUCUUUUUUGAUUGAGUAAAUUUAACAGCCUCUUCUCUGCUGGAGUUUAAUUUGUAGGUCUGCUAAAGAAAAGUGUGAACUGCUCUCGUAGAGAAAUUAGAAUUCGUUAAUGGAAUUUGUUGAUAUGGUACUUCAUCCAUACUUUUACCCUAUGAUUAUAAUUUUCCCACGACUCUAAAUCCAGAGUGGAUAUAGAUGUACAUGAAUCUGCUUACUGAUUGGUUUUCUUUGAAUUUCCCAAUUCCAUGCACUACUGUGAAGUUCAUGUGGAAAUUCCCUAUCCCUUCUGAGGGGAUCUUGAAUAUCUGAAAUCAUACACAAACCACAUCUGAAAGACUAUAUGAAGUUUCCCAUGUUCUUUUUCUUCAGUACAUUUCUGAUAGCCAGAAGUGUUUCACUCAGAGGCUUCUGCUUACUUUUGAGUAUUGAGUAACCUGUAAUCUUAAAUUCAGCACAUUAAAUGCUUGACAGAAUUAGAACUGUUCUUUUCAUCAAUAUGCGUGCUUGCCUGUGGAUAUUCUUUUUUGGUCCUGCAAGCCAAUGAUAAACAGUAUUAUGACUUGUUCAGGCCUUUUUGUGCAAUGCAAAGAUGCAUCUGUCCUGCAAUGUCUGGCCACUGUUCCUUUCCACAAAUCAGGAAUAGCUAUAAGUUAGAUAUCUUGGGUACUUAGCUUGAGCUUAACGUAAACUCUAGAGCUCCCAAGAAGCUGGAGAUUAAAACAUGAGCAUGUAGUAUUUGUGAACUGUGUGCUGCCAAUUAAUCACAACUUGGCAAUGUGAAAGGUAAGGGUUAGGGCUGAACACUGGCUUCAGAAUGUGUGCAGAGUGACUGCAAACAUCGCUAUGGUUUUAUCUCCUAAGAUGGGGCGGGCAUGUCACUAAGGGGGGAAAAUUUAAAAACUGAAAACUAUAGCAGGAAGAUGUACGGGGAUAAAACAGAGUUCUUAAAAGAUCACAUGGGCACCAAAAGCUAUGUGAAAUAUUUGAUUGUUCUAGCAAUAUUAACAAAGAGAAAAACAGAAAUUAUACUUAAUAGCUCUUACAAAAUAACUUGUAGCAUCUUGAGGCCUAAUGAUCAUCGCUGUAUAGAGCGAUCCAUUUCUGUGCUAUUUGUGUGCCACACCACUGAUGUCUGUGAGGACCAGGCACAACAGUGUGGUUUGGGGAUACAAUUUUGCCGUAAGUUUCAUAAAACUGUAGCAGUAUGUUACACUAGAUUUUUAAGACAGAAGAAUUUAAAACUACUUGUUACUUUUAAUUAUAAUAAAUUGCUGUUAAAGAGA